Molecule: messenger RNA, 1641 nt
Organism: Rhodotorula toruloides NP11
Lineage: Eukaryota; Fungi; Basidiomycota; Microbotryomycetes; Sporidiobolales; Sporidiobolaceae
Exons: 3
Coding region: 1-1641 (546 amino acids)
Source: RefSeq, a predicted model, not a curated record
AUGGCCCGCACCCCCUUCCGCUCCCGCUCCGGUCUCUCCGGCCCUCAACCUACCCACACAUCACUCGGCAAAGCACCCGGCUCGAAGUGGGGUACAAAGCGGGCCAAGGCUGGGCAAAGGGUGAGGAGGAAGGGGGUCUUUCCGAGUAGCGACGAGGAGGGAGGUACGGGGAAGGCGAAGGGAUUCGGGAGGAAGCUCGUGAGUAGCGACGACGAGGACGCUGAAGCAGCCGGCAGCAAAGGCCAGCGCGCCUCCUCCUCCCGCGCCUCCGAGACCCGCGCCUUCGCCGCCCUCGCGCGCACCACGUCCGCCCGCCGCCGCUCUCCUCGCCCCAAUCCCGCCGGCGGGGAAGACGAGGGAGAUGAGGGAGACGGGAUCGACUGGUCGCUCGGUGACAAGCGGCUUGGGCGAAAGAGGCGGGAAGUCGGGUCUUCAGAUCCGGAUGCAUCCCUGAGCGAAGACGAAGACUCGGACCUCGACGUCAAGGUCAUUCCGCAUCAACCGCCUCAACCGCCGCCACGCACUGACUCGCCCGACGCCGCUGCUCUCCGCCGCCUCCGGGCCGACGCAGCCUUGAAGCGCCUCGAGAAAAGUAAAGUGAUCGAGGUGCUGGACUCGACGGAGGAGGAGGAGGUGAAACAGCAGGAGCUUGAGCGGCUUGCGGCGAGACCGGAUUCGUUGAGGCCGAAGAGGGAGAAGGGGAAGAGCGUGUCAUCUAAGGGGAAGAAGGGCGGGAUGAAGGGGAUGAAGAAGGGGAAGGGGAGGCGAUUGAUGGACUCGGAUGGGGAGGGCGAGGACGUGGAUCAGUUCAGGCAGAGGAUGAAGCGCGAGGCGGAGGCAAAGAAGAGGCGGGAGAAGGCCAAGGAGGUCGAAGAGAAUGGCAGGCUGUUCCGCGAGGGUUCGGUGGAGGCGGAGGAACUCAAGCCGCUCGACUUCGCCGCUGCAGCAGGCGAGAACGACAGCGAGGCCGACCUCCAACCUCUCGACCGUCCCGCUCGCGCGACCGCUUCCUCUGCUUCCACCUCGCCUCCUCGCCGCACUCGCCGCCGUCGCACCUCGCCUCCUCCAUCAUCCAGCUCCGACAGCGACGAUGCAGACAAUCAGCACUACGACGCCCGCGCCCUCCGCCGCGCUCGCACGUCGGGCAAGGCGGCUUCCGAGUUCAUCAACGACUCGGAUGAUGAGAGGGACGCUGCUGUGAGGGGUGGAGGGCAGUGGAUCGAGACGGGCGGGAGUGGAGGGAGGGUCAGGAUCGGUGCGGCUGGUGGAGGAGCGGGUGGAGCAGCGAAGAUGGGGAAGAAGCCUGCCGAGAGGAAGAAGAAGGUCGUCAAGCCGGCUCGCGAGGACAGCAGCGACGACGACAGCGACAACGCUCCCGGCCCCUCAUCCGACUACGCCCACCUCAACCUCCCGCGCUUCAUCGACCCCCGCGCCGACCUCGCCCGUCGCAAGAAGCGCGAACUGUCCUCCCCUCCAACUUCGGCGUUCGAGUCGUCCGACGGUGAGGGGCCGCGCGUCGUCAGUGGGAGGGAGCAAGACGAGCUGGACAAGUUCGAAAGGCUCGAUAGGCGGAUGAAGAGGAAGAAGGCCAAGUACCGCGAGGAGAGGCGGCCGGGGUACUCGAAUCCGAGGAGGAACUGA